UUGAUUAACUAUCUUUUUUAAACUAAUUUUAUAACAUUCAUUAAAACUUUACAUAAUUUUUUAGCACAACAUAAGUUUUCAAACUAAAUGGAAUCAAAUCAAGAAGAUUGCAACAAAUUCAAUUCUUUUAUGGGUAUUCAACCUUUUUCAGAAAAUUUAUUUUCACGCAAAAAAUUACUUUGUGAAAUUCAACAAUAUUUUUUACAAGAUGUUAAUAAUUCAGCUUUAGUAUUAUAUGGAAUGUCGGGUGUCGGAAAGACACUUAUCGCCAAAAAAUAUUGUGAAAUAUCUUAUAACUUCUAUAAAAACUUUGUUUGGAUUGACGCAUCAUUUGGAAUGUUACAAACUUCAUUGAGAAGACAAUGCCAAAUAUUAGGAAUCGAGGUUCAUGAUUCGAAAAGUGAUUAUUUUAAUGUAGAAUUGAUUGUUGAAAAAAUUCACAACUAUCAUAAAAAUGAAAAAACUUUGUAUAUUUUUGACAAUGUUGGCGAUGAAAGUGCUAAAAAUUUAUCAAUGUACAUUUCAAGAAAACCGAAUUCAUUUAUGUUGAUUACCUCCUAAUUGAGAACGUGGUUGAAUAAUGUAAAUAAAAUGCUAGUUGAUGUUUUUUCUUCUGAAGAAGCAUUCGCUUACGUUAGCAAUAAUAUUAAAGAAAAUACAGAAGAAAACAUAACAAACUUAAUUAAAGAACUUGGAUAUCAUCCGUUUGCAAUUACUCAAGCAAUAAAGUAUAUAAAUAUAGAUAAAAUUUCGAUAGAAAAAUAUAUUGAUCGAUAUAGAUCAAAACCAUCGAAAAAAAUAGACAACUAUAACUUUCCAACGGAAGAUGAAUCAAAGUCUGCAAUAAAAGCAAUUAACUUAGUUUUGAUAAAAUUAGAAAAAACUAAACCUUUUCUAUUUAAUAUAUUAAACUGUUUGUCUCAUUGCGACGGUCAAAACAUCAGUAAACAAUUUAUAAUCCAAAUGUCAAAUCACAUUAAAAUAAACGAUGAACCUCUAAUAGAUGAAGCAAUUGGAUUACUAAUGAAUUAUUCUUUACUAAACUAUUUUGAUGAUAAAAAAUAUUCGAUGCACGGACUGACACAGUUGACAUGUAAAUAUUUUCAAAAGAGAAAAUCAAGUACAAAUACGUAUCUUGAUUUCAUCAAAAAUUAUUUUAAAGUUGAAUUAAAUAAAGUAAAAGAUCACGAGAAUUACGAAAAUCAUAUUGUUUUUCAUUUUAUCUACAUGUUUCGUAAUAAUGGAAAAAAAAUAUUGGAAACCUUCCAUCAUAUGACGUCUUCUAUUCGAAUUAUGUUAAUAUGUAAAGGUUUAUUUGAAGAAGCAAUCGAAAUGCUAAAAAUUAUUCAAAAUUUUAAUACAGAAACUUAUGGUGAAGAUAAUGAAUUCACGCUCAUGACAAAAUUUAAUGUUGCAAGCUGUUUGAACAGUAUGGGAAAAAUUAACGAAGCUUUACAAAUUUAUUAUUCUGUUGAUAAAAUACAAACUGAAAUUUUAGGUAUCAACCAUCCGGAUACAAUGGCAACAAAACAUAAUAUUGCAAGCUGUUUGGACAAUAUGGGAAAAUAUAACGAAGCUUUAGAGAUUUAUUAUUCUGUUGAUAAAAUACAAACUGAAAUUUUAGGUAUCAACCAUCCGGACACAAUAACAACAAAAUGUAAUAUCGCAUUCUGUUUGGACAAUAUGGGAAAAUAUAACGAAGCUUUAGAGAUUUAUUAUUCUGUUGUUAAAAUACAAACUGAAACUUUAGGUAUUAACCAUCCGGAUACAAUGAAUACAAAACAUAAAAUUGCGUUCUGUUUGAACAAAAUGGGAAAAUAUAACGAAGCUUUAGAGAUUUAUUAUUCUGUUGAUAAAAUACGACUGAAAUUUUUGGUAUCAAUCAUCCGGAUACAUUAAAAACAAAACAAAAUAUUGCAUUCAGUUUGAACAAAAUGGGAAAAUGUAACGAAGCUUUAGAGAUUAAUUAUUCUGUUGAUAAAAUACGAACUGAAAUAUUUGGUAUCAACCAUCCGGAUACAAUGAAAACAAAACAAAAUAUUGCAUUCCGUUUGCAGAAUAUGGAAAAAUUUAACGAAGCUUUAGAGAUUUAUUAUUCUGUUGA
This is a messenger RNA of Hydra vulgaris (swiftwater hydra), 2104 nucleotides long. RefSeq lists its product as uncharacterized. The record is from RefSeq and is a predicted model, not a curated record. Gene Ontology annotation, molecular function: protein binding; ADP binding. Gene Ontology annotation, cellular component: kinesin complex. NCBI's taxonomy places the organism in Eukaryota, Metazoa, Cnidaria, Hydrozoa, Anthoathecata, Hydridae.